GGGCUGGGUCGGGUGUAUUUCAGGAGCUCGUCGGCCCAUUGGUCUGCCCGGGAAUCCAUUUCCAUAAAGAGGAUCUGGGCAUUUUGCUGAGGCAUCGCAACCCACCAUAUAUACCCUAUUUCAUUUUUCACUGUCUGUGGCUUUGGCAGUGUCUUUCUUCCACCAAGUGUGUCUUGUCCUCUUCUUCUUCCUCCUCUCAAUAGGUUGUGAACCGCAAAACUCGCCAAGAUGUCAGAGAAAAAGAUGACUUCCAGCCGCAGGCAUCACCUUAAGAGCCUGAUCCUCCAGAUCGCUCAGAACUGGCUCGAUCAGGAGAUAAAGGAGGCCGAUGCAGCUAAGGAGGCCUACAUGGCCGAGAACUGUCCUCCCCCAGAUUUGAGUGGAGACCAGAAUGCCCUGAUGGAAUACUGCAAGAAGCUCCAUGGUCUUAUUGACAAGCUUGAUGAGGAGAGGUACGACAUUGAGGCCAAAGUGCAGAAGACCGACAAAGAGAUUGAGGACCUGAGGAUCAAGGUUGUGGACCUGAGAGGUGUGAAGAAACCCGCUCUGAAGAAAGUGCGUAUGUCUGCUGACACCAUGCUGAAAGCUCUUCUUGGCACCAAACAUACAGUCAACAUGGAACUGAGGUCCAACCUGAAGCAGGUCAAGAAGGAGGUCAAAGAGGAGCCAACAGAAGCUGUGGGUGACUGGCGUAAGAACAUUGAGGACAAGGCUGACAGGAAGAAGAUGUUCGAGAGCGCCUAAAUGUAUCGCUGCUGUUUGUGUUACUGUUUAUAUGAACUCCACGUGUCUUAUAUGUGUUGUUGGAACCAGAUGAUUGUUUUAUGUUUCAGUUAAGUCUCACAGGGCUAAGCAGCAGGUUAGCAUGAGAGGGGUCACUGCAGGAAAUUUAAAGUGUUAGAGGAUUUCUUUUUUUUUCUCUCUCUCUUUUUUUUUUUGGCACUUUGUCUCGAGGGAGGAAGAGGAGUGUGGAGAGUUUCUGCAGAUUCACACACAACACCAAGUCUUAAACUCCACACCUUCGGGGAAACAUUCACACAAACUGAACUCUGCUGAAUAGAAACAAUAAAGUCAAAUGUGGAAGAAAA
Messenger RNA from Larimichthys crocea (large yellow croaker), 1088 nucleotides. RefSeq names its product troponin I, fast skeletal muscle-like. The transcript is spliced from 7 exons. The coding region runs from base 229 to 744 and encodes 171 amino acids. The record is from RefSeq and is a predicted model, not a curated record. Gene Ontology annotation, biological process: skeletal muscle contraction; cardiac muscle contraction. NCBI's taxonomy places the organism in Eukaryota, Metazoa, Chordata, Actinopteri, Sciaenidae. Gene Ontology annotation, cellular component: troponin complex.